Molecule: messenger RNA, 522 nt
Organism: Pipistrellus nathusii (Nathusius's pipistrelle)
Lineage: Eukaryota; Metazoa; Chordata; Mammalia; Chiroptera; Vespertilionidae
Source: the annotation of a GenBank genome assembly
AUGGAUGUCCUCUUUGUAGCCAUCCUUGCUAUGCCGCUUAUCCUGGGACAAAUGUAUGAAGAUGAUGAAGAAGGACUGGAAGAGGAUUAUUAUUAUCAAGUGUUCUAUAAUUACACAGUCACCCCCAAUUAUGAUUAUUUUGGUGCAAAUUUCACUGUUGAUUAUUCCAUGUUUGAGUCAGAGGACAGACUGAACAGGUUGGAUAAGGAGGUAAUGGAAGCAGAAGAAACAACCAUUAUUCGUGAAACAGAACAUGUAGACCAUCAGAAGCCUGUAACAGUGAAAUCAGUGACAGUGAAACCAGUGACAAUGGAACCAAUGACAAUGGAAUCAAUGACAAUGGAAUCAGUGACAAUGGAAUCAAUGACAAUGGAAUCAGUGACAAUGGAACCAGUGACAAUGGAACCAGUGACAAUGGAACCACGGAGUCCAGAUAUGAACCAUGCUGUCUCCAGUCUGCAGAGUCCUGUUUCCCUUCUCCUGUCCUGGACCCUCCUUCACGAGUGGAUGUAUUUCAUGUAG